AUGGCACCAUGGCUCCUGGCUUCCUUCCUGGCAGCAGCUGUGGCAGACACCAAUCCCACAGGCAGUAGCUCCUGCCCCUGCGUGGAGUGGGCCGGGCUACAGGGCUACAUUCAGGGCGGCGAGCUGAAGUAUACCCCACAGGGAUCCACCUCUUCGUAUGUGUAUCCGACCAACUAUGGGAAUCUGGAAUGCAAGGCGCAUGACGCCGGCCUGGCUCCCCAUUGCAGCGGAGCAUCGCCUCCGGCGUGGUGUAACAAGCCUUGGUGCUACGUUUCCACUGCCAACUGUGUCGGCAUCCAGCCCUACAGGAGCGUGAAGUUCCCAGGAUCGGAUGCUUACUACAGUUACCAGACCUGUGGAGAGUCCAACGAGUUCACCCUCUGGGCGGAAGCCAUGGGCACAGACGGCACGGUCACGAGCGACCCGACAGCUGCGCCUCGAGUCACCGAGCUCCUUGAUGUGGUGAUGGACUACCUCUGGAGCACAAGGGACUCUUUGGAGGCGCAGUAUGUCCAAAUGAUGGCCAACGGCAGCGUGAGCGCAUGCAGCUACAUCGACUUUUGCCCGUGUGUGGAGUGCUAUCAGAAUGCACUCUGGCAGGAGAAGAUCGACCCAGCCACGGUAGGAGCGUGGCUACGACCUUCCGUGAUUGGACAGACUACACAGGAAUGGAAUGUCCUGACCUGCCUGGUGGGUCUUGUAGCAGCCACCUACAGCAGUGUGGCGGCAAAAGAGGGUCAGCCACUCGAACGUAUCGGCUACCAGUACUUUGCCGACCAGAAGUCUGGUAGUUACAUUGGCUGGCCUGCGAUGGACUGGUGCCCGACGAACUACGACCCACGUUUCCGCCCCUGGUACGCCUCGGGCUCGACGGGUCCGAAGGAUGUCUUGAUUGUCGUGGAUGUGUCGGGCAGCAUGGGCGAGGCCAGCAUAGCUGCGGGGGAGACCUCGAUGUGCCAGAAGGCAAUCAUCUUUCUCACGGACGGAACUGCGGAGAUGUCGAAUGACAACUUCGUAAGUGUCCAGCAGCAAUCGGUGACCUACGAUGUCUCCGAUUUCACGAAGACCUGCCAACAGUUGGAUACCAGUGACUGCCGCCUGCAACGGCUCCGGGCCGCCGUUGGCACAGAGUCUGUGUGUGAAGGUGACGUGCCGAACACCUGCUCUUGCAUGGACCCAGAUUGCCAAGAUGACGCGUCGUUCAUCGACGAGAAGGGCUACUUCUGCGAUACGUGGGUUGGUGACGACUGCUCCAAGGCUCAAGAGGCCUGGGGCUACUCUGCCGCCGGCCAGCAGGCAGCACUGACAAGGUGCCGGCGCUCUUGCGGGCGAUGUUCCAUGCUGUCCCCAUGCCCAACCAAAGAGCGGUGUGUGGGCACUGAGCGCUUCUCCUCCAGCGGCUGUCGGGCGUGCCGUACGGACAAGGUGUCUGGGGUCGACAUCCAGGGCAGGCAAAUGGCCUGUCCAGGCGUUUCCACCUCUGCUACCCCCAAUGCCGGCGGCGCAUCGGCCAGCUCGAGCAGCAUGAGGCUGAUGGCUGUGCUCGUGCUCUUGGCACGUUUCAUCGUCGGCAUGUCCUCGGAGCUGUCAGCGCUUGGCAUUCACCCGCACUCUGCCCGGCCACGCGCCGAGCCUCCGCUGUUGCCAGACCUUCAAGUCUGCGAAGAGCUUGCAUGGCUGAAGUUGCCGAUGUUUACCUUCAACGAUCCACGUGGAAACUCGCUCCGUGACCCUGCCAUCAGCGUGCACUUCGCCAACAUCCAGCAGACGGGCUGCCUGAAAGUCAACAGAAUCGUCUUUCAUUAG
This is a messenger RNA of Symbiodinium natans, 1806 nucleotides long. Lineage: Eukaryota; Dinophyceae; Suessiales; Symbiodiniaceae. The record is from the annotation of a GenBank genome assembly.